UCGCACAGCACAGAAACCGUCCUCCACUGCAAAGACCACAGAGGUCAUGUCGUCCAGUCUGUCAGUACGGAGUUUCUCUAUGGGCCGGCAGCCCUCAUUCUCCAGCAUGUCUCUGAGGGACAGUGGACGUGCCCGAUCCAAAGCCGCCGUCUCAUUCGUUGCCUCCAAGCCCCUGUCUCGCUCUGCCUCCAUGAGCAUGUCAGAUCUGAACGGCCUGAGCAACCUGUCCUUCAACGGCCUUCAUGGCAACAGCACCAAUGAGAAAGAGGCCAUGCAAAGCCUCAACAGCCGACUCGCCAGCUACCUAGACAAGGUCCGCUCACUGGAGAAGUCCAAUGCUGACCUGGAGCUGAGGAUCAAACAACUGAUGCUGGACCGUGUGCCGAAAGGGCAUGAUAUUGAUUCCAUGAUGGCCCAAGCCCAUGCUCUGGAACAGGAAGAAAUAGACAGCCUGAGGGUCCGGGUUGCUCAAGAGGAAGUCAGUGUGGAAGUGGAUGCGGCCCACGGGCCAGAGCUGGGGACCAUACUCUUUGACCUCAGGUCUCAGUAUGAAGGCAUUGUCCAGAAGAACAAGGAGGAAGCUGAGAGCUGGUACCGUAAAAAGGUGGCAGCUCUGGAGGGUAACCUGGGUGAGACGGGGCAGAAGUACACCCUGGAGAUGGAGCGACUGCAGGCUACUCUGGCCCAGCUGGAGGAAAACCUGUCGCAGCUGCGUCUGGACAUGCAGCGCAACAAGACGGACUACGAGCAGCUCCUGCGCAUCAAGCAGAACCUGGAGAUGGAGAUCGCAACCUACAGGAGGCUGCUGGAGGGGGAGGAAACGGUUAAAGAGACUCCUCCACCCCCCAAGAAGGAGCCUGAUGUUCGUACCCGUAAGAUAGUGAAGGUGGUAACGCAAACCAUGAUCAAUGGCAAAGUGGUGGACGAAUCCAGCGAGGUUGAACAGAUUGAGGAGACAAAGAAGUAAAACAAGAACAAGACUAUCUGUGUGAUUCUCUGUAUAAAUGCUUCUAUUGUCCAUUUAGGAGCCGCAUUACCUUGGGCCCCCACAGGGCCCCUGAUUUUUGUUUCAUUCCCAGUCUUUCAAAGAUAUCGUCUUUCCUUUCUCAAGCAACAGAAGAGCUGAAAUUACUAGGAACUCCAUCAGAUUUAGAGCUGAAACUGAAGAAGAAACAAGUGCUCCUGUUAUUGCUUUUAGGGACUUAUCAGACCAAAACUCUUUCAUCUUUCUGCAUGCAAUAUUUAUUUCUAAAUAGUGUAGUGUGAGGAAGAAUUUAUUUACUUAAGAGUUUUUUGCUUUUCUGUCAUGUCUUUCACUCUUUAUCUGUAAUAAAACCAUAA
Molecule: messenger RNA, 1341 nt
Organism: Sinocyclocheilus grahami
Lineage: Eukaryota; Metazoa; Chordata; Actinopteri; Cypriniformes; Cyprinidae
Product: keratin, type I cytoskeletal 18-like
Exons: 6
Coding region: 47-967 (306 amino acids)
Cellular component (GO): cytoskeleton
Molecular function (GO): structural molecule activity
Source: RefSeq, a predicted model, not a curated record